GUGUGUAUAGAUAUGUAUGUAUAUAAUGCAUGUAUGUAUAUAAUCCAUUGAAACAAUGCCUACCCACAUACAUUUUCUAUUAAUUUCAUUUGAUCAAGAAGCCGAAGCUUGAAGAGGGUGAUCAAUGUCUUCAGGAGCAUUUGCAAGAGGAGCACACUCCAUGUUCUCCAAGCCAGGAAUGGUUCGAAAAGCCUGUCACAGGAAAAACACAACCAGCACUAGUAGUGGUGAUAAUACACUGAGAGGAAACAGAGAUGGUGAGGAGACGAAGAUGAUGAAGAAUAGCCAUGUUGGAGAUGGAAAUGGAAUGAGUUGCAGUUGGGUUCCAGAUGAGAGGACUGGUAUUUACCAUCCGAAGGGACAAGAGAAAGUCAUUGAUGACAUUCCUCAAGGAGCUUCAAAGGAUUUUGAUGUUGUUAAUUACUUCUCACAUAAUUAACCAUCAUUCACUAAUUAGGAUAUAUAUGAUGCUUUUGUCUAGCCCCUAGCUUAGGGGCUUACUUGUCCAAA
Messenger RNA from Jatropha curcas, 510 nucleotides. RefSeq lists its product as uncharacterized. Lineage: Eukaryota; Viridiplantae; Streptophyta; Magnoliopsida; Malpighiales; Euphorbiaceae. The record is from RefSeq and is a predicted model, not a curated record.